Messenger RNA from Scatophagus argus, 5671 nucleotides. RefSeq names its product ArfGAP with GTPase domain, ankyrin repeat and PH domain 2 (gene agap2). NCBI's taxonomy places the organism in Eukaryota, Metazoa, Chordata, Actinopteri, Scatophagidae. The coding region runs from base 1102 to 4602 and encodes 1166 amino acids. Gene Ontology annotation, molecular function: GTPase activator activity; protein binding; GTP binding. The record is from RefSeq and is a predicted model, not a curated record. Gene Ontology annotation, cellular component: nucleus. The transcript is spliced from 18 exons.
GAAGCGCAGGGCGUGAGGGAGACGAGCUGUGCAUGCGUGAGGGUGUGCGUGUGUGUGCGUGUGAUUGGACUCGUUGAACCUGCGUGACGGUCUCUCUAUCGGCGGGCUUCAGAGGCGGUCGGUGAGCUGUUUGAGGAGUGACUCGCCUCGGCGCCUCCUCUGUGUCGGUGCUGUGUUGUCAUGCUCGACGCCUGAUGCGCUCAGAGGACACAGGCUGCCCGGGAGACGGCGAGAGGGGCGUGAUGGCCGGACGCACCCUGACUCGGUCAUGCAUCUCCAGAUAUCCGCCCGGACUUCUGAUCCCCUUCAGCCCUCAUCAGUGUCCUUCCUGUGCGUCUCCAUGAGGCUGCCUGCCUUCCUGCUGCCGCGCUCUCUGAGUGGAUGCUGCUGUCAUCACACAUGUGUGGCUUGCAACGAGAGUCCAUGAUCUGGACCGGACUGCAUGCAGCUCUGGGUGUACAGUGCCAUGCUGCUUUAGGGUGACACUGAUGCAUUUUUAAUGACUUCACCUUUUCAGGUUACUGCUGCUGUUGAUGCUUGAUGACGUAUGAUGCGUGGCAGUUUGUUCUGUGUUGAAUCGAGAUUGCUGCUCUGAGUGAAGAGGACGGACUGAGCACCAUCUAGGAUGGAGUUGCUGCGCAUGAAAAUAAGAUCAAGUAAAUAAUUAGGAAUGAGGCAUCAGACACGUUAAUGGAGAUUUAUUUGCCCCAGUAGCUGCACACAUAUGCAGUGGAUGGAUUUUAAUUGGGUGUUUUCAAGGGACAAAAGAGCUGAUUGGACUGCGCUGACAGUGUGCUGAAGGUUGUCAGGAAGAGUGGAUCUCUUUUCUGUAUCCCAGAAAAAUGAAAAUUGCAGUCAGAGAAGAAAUUCGUGACUAAAAUUAAAAUCCAAAAACAAAGAAAUUCGGGGCAUGGAUGAAACCAGCGGCCCCUCUGCUGUUGUGUCUUCCAAGGAGAAACUUAAUCUCCCUACUUGUAAGUUUUGUGUCACAGUCGUGCUGUCAGGUUCUUUCACAUCCCAACACGCUGGCAGACUGUCAGUUGUUCAUGUCGCUCUGUCUGGUUUCAUUCACCUGCUGUGUGUCUACUGAAGCCUGACCACAUGAGCGGAGGCGGCGCCCUGCAGCAACGCACCACCUACCUCAUCUCCCUCACCCUGGUCAAGGUAGAGGCUGUGGAGGAGAAUGGAGGGGAAGCCAAGCCCGGCGCCCAGGGGAAGGAGGUGGAAGCCGGAACAGGAAGAAGAGCAGGAGAAGAGGCCAGGGUGAGCGUGGAGUUUGAAGGUGAAGCUCCUGCACAGACUGAGAGUGGAGCUGGAUUAGAGCAGCUAAGGGCUCAGGAUGCUGCUGCUUUGAAAAAGGGCAACUUAACUGAUGAACUCAAAGAUGGAGAGAGAAAACCCUGCAGCCCUCUGAAAGAUAAACCACUCGCCUCUGUUGAUGUCCUGAGUCCGGGGAGCGAAAAGCCACCGUGCAACCUCUCAAUCCCCUUAGCCGCUGAGAGAAUGACAGUUCAGAAGACAAAGUCUGCAGAGAGUGAUUCAGCACGAGUCGAGAAGACACCUCCCACCCCUGAGGCAAAACAAUGCUUGUCCCCAUCACUGACCCCAACGGCACCAACAGAGGUGGUGAUGGAGCCCAGCCGAACCCCGACCCGGACCAGUCUCCCUAUUCGUCCGGUGGGACAGCGUCCUGUGAGUCUGCUGAAGUCUCACAGCAGUGUGGCCACCCGCGGUCGCGACUCGAGGGAGGGGAGAGAGCGCAGCCCUACCUCGGCACAGAGCCUGGACCGCAAAGACUGCCGCGUGCCGACACGCUCGCCAGGCCCCUGCAGGGCCUCAUGGGCCGAGGCGAGCAGGCCUGAUGGAUGGAGGGACCUGCGGGAUGAAGCCCAAGCUGGAAUACCUCUAGAGAUUGGAGGUGGCAUGACUGCAGUGAUGAGAGAAAACCCCAGGAAGGAGAGGCUAAAGACAGGUUCGGCCUCCCUACCUGCACCGGCUAGCCAGGCGUCGAAGCCGGCACGCAAAGGUAAAAGCCGCACACUGGAUAACAGUGACCUGAACAGCCUCUCUGAAGACCUGGGGCUGGCCAGGGAGGCCCAGCAGGGCCAGCAGGGCCAACGAGGCUCCGCUAAAGACAGGAAGAUGCUCAAGUUCAUCAGUGGCAUUUUCACAAAGAGCAGCUCGGGAGCAGCGGGGUCAUCCUCCACGGCGCCUCCUGUCUAUAUACAGAGAGACUCCAGUGAGGAGGAAGUGAAUAUCGCCAACAGCCAGGAGUGGACCCUGAGCAGAUCCAUCCCAGAGCUGAGACUGGGCAUUCUGGGAAAUCUAAAAAGUGGCAAGUCAGCACUGGUCAACAAAUACAUCACAGGCAGUUAUGUUGCACUUGAGAAGCCAGACGGUGGCAGGUAUAAAAAGGAAGUGCUGGUGGACGGACAGAGUCAUUUAUUACUGAUCCGAGAGGAAGCUGGAUCACCUGAUGCACAGUUCAGCAGCUGGGUUGAUGCAGUGAUUCUGGUCUUCAGUCUGGAGAACGAGGCCAGCUUCCAGGAGCUCUACCAGCUCUACAGCCAGCUCAAUGCAUAUCGCACGGACAUCCCGAUCAUAGUGGUCGGCACCCAAGAUAAAAUCAGUAGCACCAACCCGCGUGUGAUCGAGGAUCAAAGAGCCAGACAGCUGUGCAUCGAUGUGCGUCACUCGCUGUUUUACGAGACCUGUGCCACCUACGGGUUCAACGUCGACCGAGUGUUUUCAGAGGCCGCCCAGAAGAUCGUAGCUCAGAGGAAGCAGGCGGCGCUGCAGGCCUGCAAGUCUCUUCCCAACUCUCCCAGUCACUCUGGAGGCUCCACCCCCGGAUCGGCGUCGCUCCCCGGCCAGGCCACUAAUGGCCCGAGUAGCGGCUACACCUACUCCCUCCCCUCCACCCCUGUGGUGGGUCACAGAGACCUGCGAGUUGCACAGGGAGAUGGGGGAGGCAGCGUCAACUCUCGUUCUCUGAAGAACAUCCCCAGACGGCCCUCCCUCUUCAAGAACCGCGAUGCAGAUAAGAAGGCCGGUGAUGGUAAAGCAGACCUUAGCAGCACGCGGGGUGUCCCCAUCAAACAGAGCAUCCUGUGGAAGAGAAGUGGGAGCUCUCUGAAUAAGGAGUGGAAGAAGAAAUUUGUCACGCUGUCCAACAACGGCACACUGUCUUACCACUCCAGCUCCAGUGACUACACACAGAAUAUCCACAGAAAGGAAAUCGACCUGCUGCGUGUGACGGUUAAAGUUCCCGGGAAACGUCCUCCAAGAGCCGUGGCUCCAGCGGGUCCCUCACCUGUCCCCCCCGGCUCUGUACCUGGAGUUAAUGGGCUGGGUAAAGAGCUGACGGCCGCUGAUAACGCCAGUACAGUUCCUCAGUUGUGUCCAGCCACCCUGUCUGUGGUUGAUGACCGGUCUGGUGGUUUGUCACCUCAUGGGGGUGAGAGAGGACUUCAGCGUUGCCCCUCCUCAUUGUCCACCAAAGCACAAAGUGUUGAUGCCCUGGAAGGAGCAGCCAGUCCGUUCUCUGCAAAGGACACCAGCCAGUCGUCUCCCAUGAGCGACAGGAAGAAGAACAGGAGGAAGAAGAGUAUGAAUCAGAAAGGCGAUGCAGCCGUCGGCCAGGCUGAAGAGGAGGAGAACGCAGACUUCAUCAUUGUGUCGUUCACCGGGCAGACUUGGCACUUUGAGGCUCAGAGCCUGGAGGAGAGGGACUCGUGGGUGUCGGCUAUAGAGAGCCAGAUCCUGGCCAGCCUGCAGUCCUGUGAGAGUGGCAGAAACAAGGCUCGGAGGAGCAGCCAGAGCGAAGCCGUAGCACUGCAGGCCAUCCGCAAUGCCAAAGGCAACAGUCUGUGUGUGGACUGUGAAGCACCAAAUCCCACCUGGGCCAGUCUCAACCUGGGUGCGCUGAUCUGCAUCGAGUGCUCAGGGAUCCACCGAAACCUGGGGACUCACCUGUCUCGUGUUCGCUCGCUGGACCUGGACGACUGGCCCGGAGAGCUCACACAAGUCCUGGCUGCCAUCGGAAACCACAUGGCCAACAGCAUCUGGGAGAGCUGCACUCAGGGCAGAACCAAACCCACACCCAAUGCAACCCGGGAGGAGAGGGAGUCGUGGAUUCGUGCUAAGUAUGAACAACGGGCGUUUGUGGCGGCUCUCCAGCCGGCCCCGGGGCCCCAGCUUCCAGAGGACAGCGUGCCGGCGUGGCUGCUGUCUGCGGUGACUGAGAGAGAUCUGCCCAGACUGCUCCUCCUCCUGGCACACAGCACCAAGGACCAGAUCAACGCUCAGCCGGCCGGCUCACCUUCGCCGCCUCGCACGGCCCUGCACGCUGCUUGUCAGCUGGGAGACGUAGUCAUGACCCAGCUGCUCGUCUGGUACGGAAUCGAUGUGAAAGCGAAAGAUAACCAAGGCCAGACAGCCAUGAGGAUAGCCAGGAAAUCAGCGAGCAAAGGCUGCAUCGACAUUUUGCUCCAACACGGCUGUCCCAACGAGACGUCCCCUCCCACCGCCACGCCCGUCCUCUCCCGCCGCUCCAGCACUGCCAGCCUGGGCCGAACCAGCUCCAGGAAGCGGGUGUCGUAGCGCGAGCUGAAGAUGAGAAGCCUUUUAAAACGUGGACACGGGCAGCGCUGACUCUGGAGAGGCGUGGUGACAGGACUAUAGCAUAGAACUAAGGAUUCAAAAACAGUUUGUGAAGACUGAACAACAUAUCAAAAACAACUUAAAAGCAAUAUUCACUCAAUUUGUCGAUGACAGAUCUAUAUUGCUGAAAAUACUGUGUUGUUGUUGACCUCAUUUCAAAACGACUCAAGUAGACAUUUGUAGCUGUCCUCUGUAAUUUUAGAGCAGACGCUCAAACGGCUUCUGUUUCACUUCCUCCAGGUGAAGUGCAAUAAUGCAGCUAUGAUGAUGAUGAAAAGCGACGACGAGUGUCGGACGGCUGUUUGGUCUCGUUUGUGACAGAAUCAGUACACGGACAGGGUGCUGCUUUCGUUCAAAACUGUUGUGACCAAAACGGCGAUUUUUUCCUUUGGCUUUACAAAUACAGUAUGUCAUGUUGUUAGUUAUGUGUGCCUGUCGCAGGUCAGUUAAGCCAAUAUAAACUGUUUAUCAGUGACAAAUCAGCUGAGAAAAUUCUGCUUAGACUAGAGAAAUGAAUGGUUUGGAAUAUGAAAUAUGUCAGUGUUACUCUCACAGGUCAAAGAUAUGGCGUUUUAAUAUACUGUAAAUGUGACUAUACUACAUACUUAAUGUUAAACUGUAACUAAGACACAGAUGGAAAAUGAAAGACUCGAUUUUGUAAAUGAUUUUUACCAGUAGUUUUGAAAAUAUGUUUGUUUUUUCAUUGUCUCUUAUAAUUUCUUAUUCUCCUACAUGUCAUGAAAGCAUAAGCCAGUAAACAAAUGCUUUUACGUACGUAAACAUGUAGCUGUCUGUUAAAAGUCUUCAUUGGGAUGACCGGACGGCGGCGUAAAGACUCUGACGUUAUUUACCUUCAUAUUACUGUUGUGUAGGUCUAUCAAAUGGGUUUACAGUGAAGUAUGAAGAGCCGCAGGUGUCAGUGUUGCCUCUGACACUCUGUGGGUUGUGAGAAUCCCCCAUGAGCUGCAAGAAAUGGUUACUGGUAUAAAAUAAACUUUUUUAAUCAGCA